GAUAAUAAUAAUAAGAUUGGUCUUGGCAUCACUCUCCUCAGAUAGACCUCCUUUCAUGUCAGCAACCAAAGCUACACACACCCAAUCCACCAGAAACUUCCUCUUCUCCUACCCUCUCUCGAUCCACCUUAUAAACUUCCUCUCAUCUCAUCCAUUUCUAGAUAGAAUCACCCUGUUCAUGCUCUCUUAAUAAGAGUUCAAAGACACGACAUAGUGUUCAUGGCUACUUCUUGUUAUGCUUUCCUCUGUUUUAUACUCUGUUUCUCUUGUAUCUCUGUUUCAAUAUCAGAGAUUCUUUACCUCCCCCUAACCCACUCCCUUUCCAAUACCCAGUUCACCUCAACACACCACCUACUAAAAUCCACCUCCAGCCGCUCCGCCUCCCGUUUCCAGCAUCAGCACCAGAAACGCCACCUCCGAAACCGCCAUCAGGUCUCUCUUCCUCUCUCUCCAGGCAGUGAUUACACUCUGUCUUUCACUCUCAACUCCAACCCUCCGCAACACGUGUCACUCUACCUUGACACCGGCAGCGACCUUGUGUGGUUCCCUUGCAAGCCGUUUGAAUGCAUUCUUUGUGAAGGCAAAGCUGAAAACACCACUGCUUCAACGCCGCCUCCAAGACUUUCCUCCACUGCAAGAAGCGUCCACUGUAAAUCAUCUGCAUGUUCGGCUGCUCACUCAAACCUUCCAACUUCAGACUUAUGUGCUAUUGCCGACUGCCCUUUGGAGUCCAUAGAAACUUCGGAUUGCCACUCAUUUUCUUGUCCAUCAUUCUAUUAUGCAUACGGUGAUGGCAGCCUCGUGGCUCGUCUUUAUCAUGACUCUAUAAAACUACCAUUAGCAACACCAUCUUUAUCACUCCACAACUUCACCUUCGGCUGUGCCCACACAGCUCUGGCUGAGCCAGUUGGGGUUGCUGGAUUUGGCCGUGGCGUGCUUUCUUUACCUGCUCAGCUUGCUUCAUUUGCUCCUCAACUCGGGAAUAGAUUUUCUUACUGUUUAGUGUCUCACUCGUUUAACUCAGACCGACUCCGCCUUCCCAGUCCACUCAUUCUUGGACAUUCUGAUGAUAAAGAGAAAAGGGUUAAUAAAGAUGAUGUUCAGUUUGUUUACACUUCUAUGCUUGAUAACCCAAAACACCCUUAUUUCUAUUGUGUUGGAUUAGAGGGUAUUUCUAUUGGCAAAAAGAAAAUUCCGGCGCCGGAAUUUCUGAAAAGAGUUGAUAGAGAAGGAAGUGGCGGGGUGGUGGUGGAUUCAGGGACAACUUUUACAAUGUUACCAGCGAGUUUGUAUAACUCGGUGGUGGCUGAGUUUGAUAACCGAGUUGGGCGAGUUUAUGAACGAGCAAAAGAAGUUGAAGACAAGACAGGGCUUGGUCCGUGCUACUAUUAUGACACUGUAGUGAAUAUACCCAGUUUGGUCUUGCAUUUUGUAGGGAAUGAAUCUAGCGUCGUGCUGCCUAAGAAGAAUUACUUUUACGACUUCUUGGACGGUGGAGAUGGUGUCAGGAGAAAGAGGAGAGUUGGGUGUUUGAUGCUGAUGAACGGCGGAGAGGAGGCUGAGUUGACUGGUGGGCCAGGGGCUACCUUGGGGAAUUACCAGCAACAUGGGUUCGAGGUGGUUUAUGAUUUGGAGCAGAGAAGGGUUGGGUUUGCAAGGAGGAAAUGUGCAUCUUUGUGGGAAAGCUUGAACCAAGGCUAACGUGCGCUCAAGGUUGAAGUUUUUUCUCGGGGUUGACCGCACGUGAGUCUGAUCCUAUGAUAUAUUAUAUAUAUAUGUAAGUAAACCUAGGUUUAUGUUGUGGUAAUAAGUUGUUGGGUUUAAGGGGGGCAUCUCAGUGAAUGGUGGUGCACUUCACUUUUUGCUUUUGACUUUUAUUUUUUCACAAAUAUUGUAAAUUUGGAAUAAUUUUAUACUUUGGCACAUAAUGUGGAAAUCGACAAGGCAAAAAUUGAAGUGCAAUUAACAUAUGCAAGUCAUUUUUUCA
This is a messenger RNA of Ricinus communis (castor bean), 1987 nucleotides long. RefSeq names its product probable aspartyl protease At4g16563. Bases 220 to 1701 code for a protein of 493 amino acids. NCBI's taxonomy places the organism in Eukaryota, Viridiplantae, Streptophyta, Magnoliopsida, Malpighiales, Euphorbiaceae. The transcript has a single exon. Gene Ontology annotation, biological process: proteolysis. Gene Ontology annotation, molecular function: aspartic-type endopeptidase activity. The record is from RefSeq and is a predicted model, not a curated record. Gene Ontology annotation, cellular component: extracellular region.